AUGAGCCGGGUUCCCACAGUAGCCACUGUUGUUCGUGGCGCCAGUGUCAACAUCAUUCUCAAAGCUGAUCAGCCCACUGGCCGCACCGUGACCGGAACCGUCCAAGAUGUUCUGACCCGCGGCAACCACCCGCGAGGCAUCAAAGUCCGUCUCAUCGACGGCCGAGUCGGGAGAGUGCAGUCCCACGCCGGAGCGCAGCCGAUCUCAUCUGCUUCGGACCAAGAGCCCGCUGGAGCGGGUGCCGGAUCAGCGGCCUCCAUCAACGGUCGACCGCCGCGACGUGGGCAAGGCCGCCGGCAAGAAGCAGACGCUGAUCUUCCUCCGUCACAAGUCGGGCUCGAGGCCUACAUUCGCCCGGUCAAACAGAAGAGCGGAGCGCGGGGCAGGUCCGGGGCGGCCCCCGGCAACGAAACGGCGGACGCGGUAUCUCGUCCGGCUGCAUCCGAGGUGGUGACCUGUCCGGUUUGCGGCGAUUUCGAAGGAGACACAUCGGCGGUGGAGCAUCAUGUUGCUUCGCACUUUGACUAA
Messenger RNA from Colletotrichum graminicola M1.001, 528 nucleotides. RefSeq lists its product as uncharacterized. The record is from RefSeq and is a predicted model, not a curated record. The coding region runs from base 1 to 528 and encodes 175 amino acids. The transcript has a single exon. Lineage: Eukaryota; Fungi; Ascomycota; Sordariomycetes; Glomerellales; Glomerellaceae.